AUGCAAGAUAGAAAUGAAAAGAACAGGAAAAAUAGUACUUCUACAAAAGGUUCUUUUAUAGAAAAUAUUAAUGAGGAAAAAAAAAAAAAAAAAAAGGGAAGAAAAGAUAGUCGAGAUGAUAUUACUGAGGAAAAACAAGGUCCCGUUAAAAGAACAAUCAAAAAUAAAUAUUGCAAAAAAGAUUGUACAGAAGAUGACGUAAUGAUAAUGGCUCCUAGUAGUCCUAUAACUACGCAUAACUAUAACAAUAACGAUGAGAAUGGCAAUGAUAAUAACAGUGACAAAAACAAUAACAACAACAGUAACAGUAACAGUACCAAUAAUGCUGGUAAAAAAAAAAGAAGUACUGAUGAAUUAAUCGGGAAGAAUGUACUCACAGAAGAUUUAAGUGUGAACAAAGGUGAUUCGAAAAAUGAAAUUAAAAAAAAAAAAGUUUAUAAAGAUAUGAAAUAUUAUAAAGAUAUAAAACAAAUGAAAGAAUACAUUAAUAUGAAAAAUACAAAUAGUAGAUUUACGAAUUUUAUGAGAUUUUAUGGUUAUUAUAGAGGAGCACAUAAUUCUAGUAAAUAUAAAACACUUAUUACUAAUCAAGAUGAUACCAAUAAUAAUAUUAAUAGUUAUGCACCAAAAGAAAACUCAAAAUCGAAAUUAGAAACAUUUAAAGUAAGAUUCAUUUGGUCAUGUGUUAUAUUAUUUUUUUGUUUUUUUAUAUUAGCCUUGGGACAUUUUUAUUUGUGUAUACUAGUUUUAUUAUCGGUUACUGUAGUAUAUAAUGAAAUUGUAUCUUUAAAAAGUAUAGAAAAUAAAGAUAAAAAAUUACCUCAAAUAUUUUAUAUAAGAUGGUAUUGGUUUAUCUUAACCAUAUUAGCAUGGGGAAUACCGUGGGCAUUACCAAGAUUAAAUCAUCAAUUUCGUUUGUUUAAAUAUUUGUUAAAAUAUCAUUCGAUAAAUAUGUUUAUAUUAGCAUUUUGGGGGUUUGUUUGGUUUAUAUUAUCCUUAAGAAAAUUUUCUAUGAGAUACCAGUUUUCUCAAAUAGGAAUUAUAUUAUUAACCUCCUUACUUGUUGUAACUCAAUCCUUAAUGCAUAUUGCAAAUAUUUAUUCUGGUUUAAUUUGGUUUUUUAUUCCUGUAUCCUCAGUUGUAGUAAAUGACACAUUUGCAUAUAUAUUUGGAAUUUUAUUUGGAAAAACUCAAUUAAUUGAAUUAUCCCCUAAGAAAACAGUUGAAGGUUUUGUAGGUUCGUCUAUUAUAACAAUUUUAUGGGGUGUAUUUGCAACCCGGUGUUUACAGCAUUAUAAAUAUUUUGCAUGCCCCCAAAAUAAUAUUUCUUUUAUCCCCUUUUACACAAUGUUUACAAGUGAUUGCGAAGAUAAUGCUAUUUUUCAUCAAAAGGUGUAUAUUUUACCGACCCAUUUGUCCAAUUACUUACCAGUUGAUAAAAUUUAUUACACCAAAAUGACUGUACAUGGAUUAGUUCUCAGUGCAUUUGCCGCUUUCUUAGCUCCCUUUGGUGGAUUUUUUGCUUCAGGAUUUAAAAGAGCAUUGAAAAUUAAAGAUUUUGGACAAACUAUUCCAGGGCAUGGGGGAUUUACAGACCGAUUAGAUUGUCAGAUUUUUAUUGGUAUGUUUACAUAUGUUUAUUUGAAAUCAUUUGCAAAAAUUAAAAGUAGAGUUCAUUAUUCGUAUGAUGUACUUAUAGAUUCAAUACAAAAACUAGAUCAUAAGGAAAUUAUGCGUCUUUUUAAUCAAUUAAAAAACAUGAUAGACAAGAAAAGGAGGAAAACAAUCAAUACGAAAAUAAAUCAAGAGAAGUUUGCUUCAAAAGAUCCAGUACGCAACGAUGACGAGAUAUUGAGUUAA
This is a messenger RNA of Plasmodium malariae, 1860 nucleotides long. RefSeq names its product cytidine diphosphate-diacylglycerol synthase, putative (gene CDS). The transcript has a single exon. Gene Ontology annotation, cellular component: endoplasmic reticulum membrane. Gene Ontology annotation, molecular function: phosphatidate cytidylyltransferase activity. The record is from RefSeq and is a predicted model, not a curated record. The coding region runs from base 1 to 1860 and encodes 619 amino acids. Lineage: Eukaryota; Apicomplexa; Aconoidasida; Haemosporida; Plasmodiidae.